Molecule: messenger RNA, 1520 nt
Organism: Botrytis byssoidea
Lineage: Eukaryota; Fungi; Ascomycota; Leotiomycetes; Helotiales; Sclerotiniaceae
Exons: 5
Coding region: 124-1320 (398 amino acids)
Biological process (GO): L-valine biosynthetic process
Cellular component (GO): mitochondrion
Molecular function (GO): ketol-acid reductoisomerase activity
Source: RefSeq, a predicted model, not a curated record
UAGCUACUGUUGCCCACAACAAAAAGACGAAGAGUCACAUCUACAACUUUUUGACUUAAACCUCAAAAUACCCUUUUGUUAAUCUUCCUUUUUUUUUGAACUCCACUCACUUCUUCCUUCAAAAUGGCUGCCCGUACAUUUUCCAGAGUCGCUAGACCAGUUGCACGUCAAUUGACUGCCCCAGCACGCAGAACCUUUGUCUCUGCUAUCAAUGCCUCAGCCAGACCUUCUGCUGCCCGUGCUGUUGUUGGAGCUUCCCAACAAGUCAGAGGUGUAAAGACCAUUGACUUUGCUGGCACAAAGGAGAAGGUUUACGAGAGAGCCGACUGGCCAGUUGAGAGACUCCAGGAAUACUUCAAGAAUGACACAAUGGCCAUUAUUGGUUACGGUUCCCAAGGACAUGCUCAAUCUUUGAACAUGCGUGAUAACGGUCUUAACGUCGUAGUCGGUGUACGAAAGAACGGUCAAUCAUGGAAGGAUGCUCAACAAGAUGGUUGGGUUCCAGGAAAGAACCUCUUCGAGGUUGAUGAGGCUAUCUCCAAGGGUACCAUCAUCAUGAACUUGCUUUCUGAUGCUGCUCAAAGUGAAACUUGGCCAGCACUUAAGCCCCAGAUCACCAAGGGAAAGACUCUCUACUUCUCCCACGGUUUCUCCCCAGUCUUCAAGGACCAAACCAAGGUCGAUGUCCCAACUGACGUUGAUGUCAUCCUCGUUGCACCAAAGGGAUCUGGACGCACCGUCCGAACUCUCUUCCGUGAGGGUCGUGGUAUCAACUCUUCCAUCGCCGUUUUCCAAGAUGUUACGGGUAAGGCACAAGAGAAGGCUAUCGCUCUCGGUGUCGGUGUUGGAUCUGGAUACCUUUACGAGACCACCUUCGAGAAGGAGGUCUACUCCGACUUGUAUGGUGAGCGUGGUUGCUUGAUGGGUGGUAUUCACGGUAUGUUCCUCGCACAAUACGAGGUUCUCCGUGAGCAAGGUCACAGCCCAAGUGAAGCUUUCAAUGAGACUGUUGAGGAGGCUACUCAAUCUUUGUACCCAUUGAUUGGUGCCAACGGUAUGGACUGGAUGUACGAGGCUUGCUCUACCACUGCUCGUCGUGGUGCUAUCGAUUGGUCCGGAAAGUUCAAGGAUGCUUUGAAGCCAGUCUUCAACGACUUGUAUGACUCCGUCAAGACCGGAAAAGAGACUCAAAGAUCCCUUGAGUUCAACUCCCAAAAGGAUUACCGUGAGAAGUAUGAGGCUGAGAUGAAGGAGAUCCGUGAUUUGGAGAUCUGGAGAGCUGGAAAGGCUGUUCGUUCCCUCCGUCCUGAAAACAACUAAAUGGAUAGUUAAUGGGGCCGUGGGGCUGGAGUUGCAUAUUUGAAAUUGGGCCAAUUGUAUCAUACUCUCAUGACUUUCCGUUUUUUUUAUCAACGGUAUCUGGAAUUAAAAGUUUAAGCCAUUGAAUUCAUAAAAAUUAUAUUUCCAAUUGUUUAAUAAUUGACUAUACUUGUGCACUUGUUCAUACUUCCCUGUUCAGC